Molecule: messenger RNA, 346 nt
Organism: Staurois parvus
Lineage: Eukaryota; Metazoa; Chordata; Amphibia; Anura; Ranidae
Source: the annotation of a GenBank genome assembly
CUAGACAUGCAGACUGCUUCUACAAACAUUUGUGAAAGAAUGGGUCGCUCUCAGGAGCUCAGUGACUCCAAGCGUGGUACCGUGAUAGGUUGCCACCUGUGCACGAAAUCCAUCCAUGACAUUUCCUUGUUUCUAAAUAUUCCACGGUCAACUGUGGGAUUAUAACAAAGUGGAAGCAACUGGUAGGCUACGUAAAAUGACAGACGCCACUGGACUCUAGAGCAGUGGAGACAUGUUCUCUGGAGUGAUGAAUCACACUUCUACGUCUGGCAAUCCGAUGGACAUGUCUGGGUUUGUCGGUUGCCAGGAGAACGGUACUUGCCUGACUGCAUUGUGCCAAGUGAAA